AGAAGAAGAAGAAGUCUGCUGUGGGGUCACCAUGAAGCUGCUGUCUUACUUCACCCUGCUCACCUCUGCGGUCCACGCAGGCCUGCUGAGGAAGCGAAACACCUGUCCUCAGGUGUGUGACGUCUCCCAGUGUCCCGCUCCUCCGACCAGCUGCUACUACGGUCUGGUCAAGGACUCUUGCGGAUGCUGCGCGGUGUGCGCGGCCGGGGAGGGAGAGGUCUGCGGCGCCCGCCUGUCCUGCGGUGAUGGCCUGAGGUGCGACUCCGUCCCGGGGAGGCCCGCGGAGCUCCACAGCGUGUGCGUGUGCGCGUCCUCCGGGCCGGUGUGCGGCAGCGACGGCAGGACGUACCCGAGCAUCUGCCGCCUGAGAGCCGAGAACAGGAGAGCCGAGCUGGGGGAGACUCCUCCGGUCAUCCUGAUCCAGAGGGGCCGCUGUGACUCUGAAAUGCAGCAUCCGGGAAGUAUGCGCUACAAGUUUAACUUCAUUGCUGAUGUUGUGGAUAAGAUCGUUCCAGCUGUGGUGCAUCUUGAGCUUUUCCAAAGAGUGCCAUUUUCCAAUGAGGAGGUCUCUGUGUCCAGCGGCUCAGGAUUUAUCGUGUCUGAGGACGGCUGGAUCGUCACCAAUGCUCACGUCCUCACUAACAAGCAGCGGAUCAAAGUGGAGCUAAAAAGUGGUGUUCAAUAUGACGCUGCUGUCAAGGACGUGGAUCAGAAGAUGGACAUCGCCCUCAUCAAAAUCGAGUCAGAUGGUCCUCUGCCCGUGCUGCGUCUCGGCCAGUCCUCGGACCUUCGUCCCGGUGAGUUCGUGGUGGCAGUGGGAAGCCCCUUCUCCCUGCAGAACACCGUCACCACCGGCAUUAUCAGCACCGCCCAUCGCAACGGUCUGGAGCUGGGCUUCAAGGACUCCGACAUGGACUACAUCCAGACUGAUGCCAUCAUAAAUUAUGGCAAUUCUGGUGGGCCGCUUGUCAACCUGGAUGGAGAUGUAAUAGGCAUAAACACUCUGAAAGUGGCAGCAGGAAUCUCUUUUGCCAUCCCUGUGGACAGAGUACGUCAGUUUCUUGCAGAUUCCUACAAUAGACAAGUCAACGCUAAUGCGGCACAAAAAAAGAAGUUCAUUGGUAUCCGGAUGCUGCAGCUCACACCUCCUUUGAUCAAAGAUCUGAAGGAACGUGAGCACGAAUUUCCAGAUGUGAGCUCAGGGGUUUACAUCUAUGAGGUCAUACCUGGAACAGCUGCAUCCAGUGCUGGAAUGACCGAUCAUGACGUCAUCAUCAGCAUCAACGGGCAGCCCGUCCACAGCACACAGGAAGUGAGCGAAGCGGUCCGGAGCGGCGCCACGCUCUCCGUGGUCGUAAGAAGAAAGGACGGGGAUGUUACGCUCAUCAUCUCUCCAGAAGAGACUGACUGAUUGUUGUGCUGAAGGAAACUUGAUCCCAGCUUUCUUUCGUUCCUUGGAGCUGUUGUGAGGUAAACGGCUGCCGGUGCUACUUCCUCAGUCUGGUGCUAUUAAACAUUGGAACUGACAGAACGGUGAAACGUGACAUCUCUGUUUGUUUCUCGUGUCACUGAUCAUGUCAUGUAUCGUGUUCCUCUCUGAUCUGCUCAGAUUCAUCAGAUCUGAGCAUUCAGUGAGUCUGUUUUACAUUUUGCUUUUAUUGAUUACUUUUGCACCUCAGCAAAGUGUGAAACUGCUCUGAUAUACGUCAAGAGCUUCAGAAUUUUGGGCAUUGGAGCUUUUUAUGCUCAGAUGAAUGAUGUGCAUAAAAAUAGGUGUAGAUACUGUCGUAGAGCAGCAUCAGUGACACCAGGGAGUGUUUUAGUGAUUUCAAAAGCUCACGGUUUAAAGACACAUCAUGUCCUGACUAAAUUCAUACUUUCUGUCUCCGUGCAUCUGCAAGGGUCUGUGUGACGGAAAUGUCAUCUCCUGCUUCAGACCGUGAGUCUGCGACCGUGCAGACUGUACGGUCUGACUAUGCCAGACCAUCCAGUCUGUAAGCAGCUGCUGGUCACAGCCAGCCUUUACACAGCAGCCCUGCAUGUUCUGUUCUGUUCAGAGGGGAAAUGUGUGCCCCAAACCUUCCUUUAGUGUGAACAGAACCCCAUGUAUCUCUGCUGUCCUCUUUCAAAGUGCACAUCGGCGAUCCAGAAACCAUGAAUUGACCUUUAUGCUGCCAGUCACAUUUGCAAAUACACCACCAUGUUCGUGAAUGAAGCUGCACUGAAACGCCUCAGCAUCCUCUUUGUACUGACAGCAGUAAGAAGGAGAUGAAGACCACGAAGAAGUAAGGUGUCAUUGGAUGGAACAGGUGUGUAAAUCAAACAGAUGAAUGCUCCCUGGAUGGAAUGAACAUUUCAGACUUCCAGUUAAACGGCUGCUUCAUUUAAGUCCAUGCAGAGAGUUCUGUUUUUCUGAGAGGCUUUUUAGAAAUCCACCUCAGCACCACAGGAAACAGCAGUGAAUGGGUUCCAUUAGUGCUGCUCACACAUUGAAAAAGGACAUUUCUCCAUCAGGGUGUUUUCCCAAAGACAGAGUACCGAUUACUCUGGAUAACCCACAGGCAUCACUGCGAAGUAUUAGAAAAGCUGCUCAUGGGUUUUAUUCAGAAUAAUGAGGAUGCUGGUGUUUUGUGUGUUCUAAUCUUUUUUGUUUGUUUGUUUGUUUUUCCGGGGUAGAUUCAUCAAACUAACUUAACUGGACGUUGUUGUUAGUCACUUACAUCCACCGUUUAAUGCUGACUGUAUAUAAAAAUGUGAAAACACAAUUUAGGAGGGUGAGAUAUAUUAAAUAUUAAAUACUUAGCCCAUUUACAGUUAUCAUGAACUGUUUUUUGUUUGUUGUUGUUGUAUGAGGCUGUAAACAUGUUUCUUCCUGUUGUAAGUUUGGGCAUUUUAACAUGGUACUGGACUCACUUUUGGAGUCAGCCUCUAGUGGGCAUUCAGGGAAGUGCAGUUUUUGACUCUUCCACUCUGACUUUAUUCUUCAGCUGCAGGGGUUUGCUGGUUUGUGUCGAGAUGAUGUCAGUAUUUUAGAUUAACUGUUCCAGAAAGUCUAAACAGCUUCAACAAUGUAGACUGAAGCUUGUGAGAAACUUGUGUAGUAUAAAGGACCUCCAGUGAUCCAAUGGAGACUGAGGCCAACAUGUUCCUCUGUAUGUACACUGUAUUCUUAUGAAACUAGUGAACUGUGAUUUUCUUUAACUGACACGGCGUACACACAUGGAUACUCAGUGUGUGUGGUGGUAUGAACAUGUGCUUGUGUGUGCUUUGUAUUGUCUUUAAUUAUGCAUUUAUGUCUUUGUAAUGGAUGAAAAUCUAAUGUGUACUGAGAUGAUAGCUUGAGCUGAAUAAAAAUAGGUCAAAACCUUAAAACAUUGAAAUGAA
Molecule: messenger RNA, 3384 nt
Organism: Acanthochromis polyacanthus (spiny chromis)
Lineage: Eukaryota; Metazoa; Chordata; Actinopteri; Pomacentridae
Gene: htra4
Product: HtrA serine peptidase 4
Exons: 9
Coding region: 32-1411 (459 amino acids)
Biological process (GO): proteolysis; programmed cell death; positive regulation of apoptotic process
Cellular component (GO): extracellular region
Molecular function (GO): protein binding; serine-type endopeptidase activity
Source: RefSeq, a predicted model, not a curated record